Manis pentadactyla (Chinese pangolin) is the source of this 4995-nucleotide messenger RNA. RefSeq names its product mitochondrial ornithine transporter 2. Bases 1925 to 2830 code for a protein of 301 amino acids. The transcript has a single exon. NCBI's taxonomy places the organism in Eukaryota, Metazoa, Chordata, Mammalia, Pholidota, Manidae. The record is from RefSeq and is a predicted model, not a curated record. Gene Ontology annotation, biological process: mitochondrial L-ornithine transmembrane transport. Gene Ontology annotation, molecular function: L-ornithine transmembrane transporter activity.
AACACCUCAUGAGGAAUUUAAAAAUCUUUUCCUAGUUUAAGAUUUCAGAUUGUUCUCACAUGUCUAUCAGAAAGUCUGCCAAAAUAACAGUAACCCCCAAGGACAAAAAGAAUAGAUGAGACAACAGAAUGAGAGAUGUCAGCCAGUUUGCAGGAAGCUAAACCAGAUGAAGAAAUGAAUUCUGAAACUAAAGAAAGUUACAUGUUAAAUGUCUGCAAAGGAUAUACUAAAGAGACAAACCCACUUAAUAUAGAACCUGUGAGAGGCUCAAUUUUUGCAGGUGAAAGUUGCCAAGGAAUGGAGGAAGGUGUGGGGCUGGAAACAUGGGAUUCAUUAAAGUCUGUGUAAGAGCUGUUGAAUGUCCAGGGUGUCUAUCCCACCCUAGGAAUCCAGAUGACUCCCCCAUCCCACAUACAGUUUAUUUUCUAGGUGAACUGAAGCAGAGAAAUCAGACCCAAGUGAAGGCAGGCAUGUGAAGGAUCAGACAAGGGAAUCAAGUGAAAAUCUAUAUCCUUUACUGAAGUAAUGUCACCAGUCUUACCCCAUCUUGGUCUUACUAAAUCAGCGUCCAAGGCUUACAUACCGCACAGCCCUCCCCGCAUCCCCCAGUCAAGAUGGGAAGAUUAUUCUCUGAAGAAACCAUGCAGUUCCAGAGAAAAACCCAAACACUGACAUUUGGGCAUUCUCCAAAGAAUAGGCCAGGUCACUACUACAAUGAAGUCUAACAAACUAUACAUGCACAAUGCUUUUCAGUGCUUCGCUUUUAAAUAUUGACAGCCAAAGAUAAUCAGACAAGGAAAGUUUUCAAACCGAAAAUCUUUUCAGCAUACUUUUUAUGCCUCAUCCCCCAUUUUGUUUUUACCUGGAAAGUAAAAUACCUCCAGGCCUUAGAAUGUAAGCCUUAAGAGAAUUUGUUCCAGUACUGGGAUUAUGAGCAUCUGGGAGGAAAAUUUGAGUCCUAACAGCAGUACCCUCACUUAUGUCCAAAAUCACAUCUUGUCUUGGAAACUAGAAGUGUUGUUACAUCCUGAACUUAACGCUGUUGCUGCAAUAAAGCUCUAUAGCUCCUCAAAACCUUGAAAUUUACCAAAUAUGCAGCCAAACAGCUCUUUCCUAGCAAGUUUCUUAGCAUCACAUAAAUACAUGUUUUCCAAGCCUGUUGUAAACUGCCGUGUCCUACCUCUAGAAAAGACAAUUAAGUCCCACCAGCUCCCAGGGCUCCAGUCCCAGAAUCCUUGGCGAUUUUGCCCGAAAUAGUCUUUCUCCAGCUCCGCAGGCACAGAAUAGCGGCCCUGUCGGCCUCAGGCCUGGCGCCGCGUCCCCAGGCAAGGGAGGGGCAGGACCCGGAGAGGCGCGGCGGGGCGCCUCCUCUGCCUUUCGGGCCUCAGAGACCAAUUGGGUUUCCGAUCAAAAGCAGCUGCCGAUUUGUCAUGUAGACACCGCCCGCCCCCGCCCCCCACACCCGGUGUGUGUUUGUCUUCCCUAUUUUAAGCUGCUGAUUCUGUAGAUUGACCCUUUGACUCCAGGCUCGAUCAAUCAUCUCGCAUCUUGUGAGAAAUGGGGGAGGAGGGUUUGGCCGAACAGGAAAGCUUUUCUUUCCCCGCCGUGAACAGCGGCGCCGGGAGUCUCUGGCCAUAAUUGCAAGAAUUGAUCGAUAGCUUUCAAUUGCUGUGUUAUAAUUCCUUGGAAGUGCUGAUUUAGCCCGCGCCCUGGGCGCAGCGGGACGCGGGGCGCGCUGGGGCAGCCGCGCGCUAGGCCGGGGGUUAUUCCGGUGCGCGGGGUGGGCGGCCCGCGGCCCGGUCUGGGGUUAAGCGGCUUCUCCGGCCGUGGCGUGCGGGCCGAGGGAAGGCGGCGGGACGCGAGACGCCCAUCCUGAACUCCAGAAGGUUGCCUUCCGCGGAGCUCGGCAGAUGAGCGGGCGAACAUGAAGUCCAGUCCUGUCAUCCAAGCCGCCAUUGACCUCACCGCGGGAGCCAUAGGGGGCACAGCAUGUGUCCUGGCCGGGCAGCCUUUCGACACAGUGAAAGUGAAGAUGCAGACGUUCCCCGGCCUCUACAAGGGCCUCAGCGACUGCUGCCGGAAGACGUACUCCCAAGUGGGUUUGCGGGGCUUCUACAGGGGCACCGGCCCAGCGCUGAUGGCCUACGUCGCUGAGAACUCUGUGCUCUUCAUGUGCUAUGGCUUCUGCCAACAGUAUGUGAGGCAAGUGGUUGGACUGGACAAGCAAGCAAAGCUGAGUGACCUGCAGAACGCAGCCGCUGGCUCCUUGGCUUCUGCGUUUGCUGCGCUGGCGCUGUGCCCCACUGAACUUGUGAAAUGCCGGCUACAGACCAUGUACGAAAUGGAGAAGUCGGGGAAAAUAACAAAAAGCCAUAAUACGAUUUGGUCUGUCGUGAAGAAUAUCCUUAAAAAGGACGGCCUACUGGGCUUCUACCACGGGCUCUCGAGCACACUACUUCAAGAAGUACCGGGCCAUUUCUUCUUCUUCGGUGGCUAUGAACUGAGCCGAUCGUUUUUUGCCUCAGGGAGAUCAAAAGACGAACUAGGCCCUGUCCCUUUGAUGUUAAGCGGUGGAAUUGCUGGCAUUUGCCUUUGGCUUGUCAUAUACCCAGUGGAUUGUAUCAAAUCCAGAAUUCAGGUUCUUUCCAUGUCUGGGAAACAGGCAGGAUUUAUUGGAACUCUUUUAAGUGUGGUGAGAAAUGAAGGAAUAGCAGCCUUAUAUUCUGGACUGAACGCCACCAUGAUUCGAGCCUUCCCCGCCAAUGGGUCGCUGUUUUUGGCUUAUGAGUACAGCCGGAAGGUGAUGAUGAGUCAGUUUGAAACAUACUGAAGUGUCUUGGUGAGCCCUGAUCCAAAUGUAUGCCUUUGAGGACUAUGGUUUAUCUCAGGGCUUCAUGGAGUAUUGGACCAAUUUGGAAUCAUUUUUUACUUCAUGGAGAUUUUUUUUUGUCUUCUUCUACCCUAAAUCUUAAACUUUAUGAAAGAACCUUUAUUUUAUAUCAUAUAAUUUCUUCCCAUAAUUGUAUUGAAAUAGAUAAGUUGCUGCUCUUGUGUUUGGUGGGAUAUACAGAGUGAGCAGGUCCUAUAUACCUAAUCUGAAGAUUAAAUAUACUGUAUUACUGCCUUUGCAUUAACCUGUACAUGUACAUAUACUUUGGUUGGUUAUAUGUUGUGAGCAAAACACAGCUUGGUUCCAUGUUUAAUCUUAUAUCACCAGAAUACCCAAGUUAACCAUGUUUCAUGAAGAUGGUUAUAAAUGAUGGCUUAACCCAUUCACAAUGUAGGGUCUCUUUAAAACUCAACAUGUACACUAUACUAGGCAAUUAAAGUUUUUAAAAAGUUUUCAUGUGGUACUUGAAAACCAAAAUACCCAUCUAGAUUUUUAAGAGGAGAAUAUACCUGCAUACUGGUGUGGCUUCCACAUUCUUGAGUUAAAGUUUCAGAGUAGGCAUCCUGGAUUUUCUCAAGAUGCUCUACUCAUAAAAUAGUGCCAUUCAUUUUCAAAGUGGGAUCAGAUUCCACACUCUCAGGUGCAGCCUAAGAGCAUCAGGCCUGUGGCAAGUAAUGCGACCUUCAUCUAUACCAACUUCCGUUCUUCCUUCCCAAAGAGCUUCCCCUCUACUGGGCUUUAGAGUGAGGAAGUGGUUAAGGGGAUGGAGCUGUUGAUCCACUUUGCAUCAUUUACUGUCCUCUCUGCUGCCACCAUCAGAAACCCUUCCAGAAAACAAGAGUGCCAAAGCCCAGAGAACCUUUUGUUCCCUGUUUGCUGAUCAAGUGACAGUACUUGUGGGUGAAGUCCUCCCCUUUCAAGGCAGAACUAGACAGAACUUAGUGCUUACAUGCCACAGUGAAUAAGGUUAGCACCCACCCAUCCUGAAAUACACCUCAGUACGUGGCUCCUUGUCACCCUUUCACCAUGUUGGAAACUUCUAAAUUUCGUACUGUCCAUCAGUGGAUUUUUUGAUGACUGUAUAUGGAGUGUGACUUUACAAAGCAGUGAAACAUAAGAAAAAACGUUUAUUAAACUAUGCCAUAUGUAUGUAUAGAUGCACUAACAACAACAACAACAAAAACAGAAAACAAAACAAAAAACCAUAGUUCCCCUGACCCCCACAGACUUGGUGAUAAACACCUGUUCUUUGGCCAUGUGUUGUAGGAGGGUUGUGCUUGUCACCACUAAACUAAGCCUGAGCAUUCUUCGCUGCUCUAGGAGCGGCAGGGUCUCUCUCAAAAAGAAGUAUUUUUAGGCAGCCAGUAAAACAGGAAGCAAGCGGGCUAAUAGUCUUAGUAAUAGUCUACGCCAUGUGUGUCUAUCACUGUUGACAGGAUAUAAAUCUCCCGUUUCCUUAUCUUUUUGCUAAAUGUGAAGCCUCUGUGGUAACUAGCCAUAGUGAUAGAGCAAGAAGGUCGAGGAAACAAUAUGCGACAAAUUGGAGCUGCAACAGACAUAUGGGGAGGGGAUGCCCAGUGUACCUGGUGUGCUUGAGAGCAGCGCCUGGCAUGCCAUUUGUCUUUUCUUUAAAAGCAAACCAUUUUUUUCCAUUUUAUUUUUAAGUUACAUAUACAUUUAAGUUAUAUAUUCCAUAUUUAAAUGGUCAGCAGCUGCUUGGUAGUAGGCCUGGAUUAAAUCCUGGCUUCCAGCAGGAAUUGGACCUCUGCAGCGCCCACACCCCUGCCCAGCACCAGUGAGCUUUUCUCAGCCCUGUUGUCAGUAGACCUUUUCACAUAUUGUCUAAUAAAGGUUUAACUAAGUAUCUGCAAUAGAAAUAGUUUGAGACAAGUAAGAGUGAGUGAGGGGCGGGAAUGGAAAACUAAGUCAGAAGAAUUUUUUUCCACUCUAUUUGCUUAACUCAUGGCUUGAUAUUUGGGAGCAGUUUGUACCAUUGCAUAUCUACACUCCAGACAAAAAUAGAGUAACUUGAAAAUUGUAUUUAGAGAAAUCUGAGUGUUCUAUCAUUAAGCUUUUUAGCUAAAUAAAAAUGUUUAUUGAACUCA